Diaporthe batatas is the source of this 1007-nucleotide messenger RNA. RefSeq lists its product as uncharacterized. Gene Ontology annotation, molecular function: promoter-specific chromatin binding; RNA polymerase II general transcription initiation factor activity. The transcript is spliced from 2 exons. The coding region runs from base 261 to 1007 and encodes 248 amino acids. The record is from RefSeq and is a predicted model, not a curated record. Gene Ontology annotation, biological process: transcription initiation at RNA polymerase II promoter. Gene Ontology annotation, cellular component: SAGA complex; transcription factor TFIID complex; nucleus. Lineage: Eukaryota; Fungi; Ascomycota; Sordariomycetes; Diaporthales; Diaporthaceae.
AGGAGAAAGGGGGGGGGUCGCCACGAGGGAGGAUUAUGUCAGCAACCCGCGGGCGUGGAUGCAGCCAGCCUCCCUCGCACCGACGCAGCCUUGCGCUAUCACAAGCAAUCCAUCAACCCAUCCACCCACAUCCGUGACGCCAACCUCGACCUCGUCCAUCGCAGCGGCGCAACUCUCCCAUUUCCCUCCCAUCUCCAUAUCCAUAACUCGACAACCACCAACCACCGCGCAAACUGACCAACCAACAAGAAUCAACGACCAUGUCGCCGCCGCAGCAACCAGCAGCAGCACCACCACAACCACCUUCGCAGGACCCCGCCGCCGAGCAGGGAGGAGGAGGAGGCAACAACGCGAGCGCGGCGCAACCUUCUACUACUGCCGCUGCUGCUGCCGCCCCCGCCGCAACUGCUGGUGGUGCCCAACAACAGCAAGGCGGCGAGGACGAGACAGGCGGGUAUGCGCCGCUGGUGGACCCGCGGCUGCCCACGCGCAAGGACACGUCGCUGAAGGAGUUCCUGGCCCGGAUCGACGAGUACGCGCCGAUUAUCCCCGACGGCGUAACAAACUACUACAUGACCAAGGCAGGCCUCCCGCCCCCGCCCCAGACCGACCCGCGCCUCGCAAAGCUCCUCGCCCUCGCGACCCAGAAGUUCGUCGCCGACAUCGCCGCCGACGCAUACCAGUACUCGCGGAUCCGCGCCUCCAACAGCGCCGCCGCCAACAACCCCAUGGGCAACCUGGGCGCCGCGGCGGGCUACCCCAUCCCGGGCCAGCAGGGCGGCGGGGCCGGCGGCGGCGGCGGCGGCGGCGGCGGCGGCAAGGGCGGGCAGGGCGGCGCGUCUGCCGCUGGUGCCGCGGGGCAGGCGCUGCUGGGGAUCCAGAGGCCCGGCUUCGGCGGCGGCGGGCAGGGCGGGAGCCAGAACCGGACCGUGCUCACCAUGGAGGAUCUGGGGAUGGCGGUUGGGGAGUAUGGGGUCAACGUCAAGAGGAGCGAGUUCUACCGGUGA